UCCCUGCAGUGCCUCAUUCAGCAAGAUAGCUUUUGGAUCAGAAAGUUAAGCGCGGGAGGCGGGCUGAGGCAUUAUGUGUGCCUGCAGAGGCAGUGUGAAACUGGAGAAGAUGAGGGAGAUAUCUUAGCUGUGGACAUGUGAUAAGGUGAGUGUGCAUGGGACUAUGCUGUUUCUUGUAUCGGUGUGUUUUAAGAUCAGAUGUAAGAACUUCUGCGGAGCUAGAGCAACUCGUUUUCGACAGAUGGAAUACAAAGGGAAAGGCUAUGCAACCGGACAAGUGGCACCUCUUUCCAGGUUGGCCUAAUGCAUGAAUGUAACCCUUGUAUGUGCUGGACCAUGGCAGGCAAGCAGAGAAGGAACUGGAAGUCCAUGUGCAAAAGUCUGGUUCUUGGUGUCCUGGUGACCAGCUGCAUGAUGCUGCUUUACUGUCUGUCCAUGCCACAGGUCCCCCUGAAUAUGCCUGAAGUUCCAGUGCCUUACUCCUGCGCUCACCGCCCAUCCCAGCCAGCCAGCACAGGAAGGAUGUGCACCCCCCAAGUGGACAUCAUGUUCAUGAAGACCCAUAAGUCAGCGAGCAGUACCUUCCUCAACAUCCUUUUCCGCUUUGGAGAAAAACAUCGACUCAGGUUUGCCUUCCCUGACAGCAGGAACGACUUUUUCUAUCCUGCCUUUUUCCAGCGCUCUCACGUUAAAGACUACAAACCUGGAAUGUGCUUCAACAUCAUCUGUAAUCACAUGCGCUUCAAUGCAGACGAAGUGGCCAAGCUGCUCCCUCUCGAUACCUCCUAUAUCACCAUUCUCAGAGAUCCUGUGGAGCUUUUUGAGUCCUCCUUCCACUACUUCAGUCGUCUGGUGCCUUUCACUUGGAGGAUACCAGGAGAUGACAAACUGGCUGAGUUCCUCCAUGACCCGCGCCACUACUUUGACCCAGAGGGCUUUAACGCGUUCUACCUCAAGAACCUGCUGUUCUUUGACUUUGGACAGGACAACAUGCUGGAGCUGGAUGAUCCGAGGGUAGAUGAGGGAAUCAAAUCCAUCACUAAGCGUUUCCAUCUGGUCAUGUUGAAGGAAUACUUUGAGGAAUCUCUCAUCCUUCUCAAAGAUGCUCUCUGUUGGGAGAUGGAGGACCUCCUCUUCUUCAAGCUCAACACCCGCAAGGGGUCAACUGUAUCCAAACUGACACCCUACCUGAGGGCUAGGGCCCUCGAGUGGAAUGCUCUUGACUGGAAAUUGUACCAGCACUUCAACAAGACCUUCUGGAAGAAAGUGGAUGUGUAUGGACGGCAGCGCAUGGCGGAGGAUGUGGCGAAGCUCAGACGGAGGAACGCAGAGAUGGCGGCCACUUGCAUUGAAGAGGGUCACGCUGUUGAUGCCAGCAGCAUCCAGCAAACAGACAUGCAGCCGUGGCAGCCCAUCGGAGAGAAAUCCAUCAUGGGGUACAACCUGAAGAAGGACAUUGAUGAGGCCCACAUGAAGCUGUGCCGUAAGAUGUUGAUGCCGGAGCUUCAGUACUUGACCGAGUUCGGCGUCAGCCUGUGGAUCACCAAGCUGUGGGGCCACAUCAGAUACAUCAUCAACUGGUGAUGAUAACGCAUGUGAACAAGUGAGGGCACAUUGGCAUGGACAGCAUGGAGUCAAGGAAUUUACAGUUCUGUCACAUCUUAAUCAUGUGGCCAUUGUUUAAGGAUGGUUUUACUUGCUUUACAUUCACAAUAUGCACUGUUAGGAUUCUGAUGGGUGCUUCAAAGAAACAUGUCACAAUCUACGUUUACUGAACUAUUUAAGUAAGUUCUGGCACUGUUUGUCAGUCUGUAAUUUAAAUAGUAAAUAUCCAUAUCAUUCUGGAGGAAGCAAUAACAUCUAAGAAUGGAGUAAAAACAAAUUAUCUCCAAAAUAUAAUGAUACCACAAUGUUGAUGAGAGCAUAUCUGGAGAUGAAAAAAAAUAUCGCAGUAAUGCAAAUUGUUGCAAAAACAGCCAUGUUUCCAGAAGGGUAGAGGGUGACACUUUUCACUUGUCUUCUAUUGUUCAUUUUACUGUGAAUUUGUGUUACAAAGCAAUGCCAAAAAUGUGUAAAUUCUACAAAAAAAACCUCUAUACACGAUAUGGGCAAGUAUGGCCUAUGUGAGUAUUUUAUUUAUGCCUUUUAAGUGUCAGGACUAUUUGACACAAUAACCAAACGUAUGUAUGUAUACAGUAUGUGCAUUGCAUUGCUUUUAACAAUUAUGUUUCGUGAUAAAUAUACUUUAUGUUCAUGAUGCAUUACAUUAAUGAUUGAUGAUCAUUAAUGAUAAUUUUAAUCAUUGUUUCGCUUAUUAUAGUUAUACUGUAUAUCUUAUAUUGCUUUGUAAGAAGUUCCCACAUUUGUGCUCAAUGUGAAAUUUGGACAUUUUCUUGCCAUUGACUGAUUUUAUUGCUAGUCCUCUCUCCUAAUUUUUGAUGGGCUGAACAAGUUGUAUAAAUACAGUCUUAA
Messenger RNA from Dunckerocampus dactyliophorus (ringed pipefish), 2472 nucleotides. It is a transcript of the gene gal3st1a, whose product is annotated as galactose-3-O-sulfotransferase 1a. The coding region runs from base 304 to 1584 and encodes 426 amino acids. The transcript has 3 exons. NCBI's taxonomy places the organism in Eukaryota, Metazoa, Chordata, Actinopteri, Syngnathiformes, Syngnathidae. Gene Ontology annotation, biological process: myelination; galactosylceramide biosynthetic process. Gene Ontology annotation, cellular component: membrane. Gene Ontology annotation, molecular function: galactosylceramide sulfotransferase activity. The record is from RefSeq and is a predicted model, not a curated record.